AUCGCUCUUUACGUCGGGAAGACAAAAAGGCGAUUCUUGAAAAAAGAGCAAAACUUUCCCUUUGUUUUGCUUAUACCCGAAGGACGGAGAGCAAAAGCGCAAGCAUUGGUGGAACCAGAAGAGUGACUGAGAGUACUGAGAAAAAUGGGGGUUUGGGAUUACAUCUCCGGCACGGCGGAUUCAAUCAAACGGAACGCACCCGAUCUAACGCCCGUCAAGGCCUUGUGCUGUAACUCGUACGGCUACAGCAAAGCCGGCGUCAGCAACAUCCACAACGCCGUUAAAGUUAACGGCGGCAAGGUUCUGAGCCAGUACGGGCCUAGCGGGGAAACAAUGUCCAAGAUCCCCCCAUUCGUUACUAAUCUCGCCGUGUACUCUGCCGAGGAGGCUCUCAAGUUCAUCCCGGUCCCACUCCCAGGUGGAGCUUCGGGCUUUUCGAUCUGUAAAGCUAUUAAGCGAUCAUGGCCGAGUGAUGCGAACAAGUCGAAAGGUGGUGGGGUGGAUGUGAAAGCGUUGCAGGCAGAAGUAAAGAGGUUGAACAAAGAACUUGGCGAGUGCAAGAAUUGGAUUGAGCAAAUGGAGAUGAACAAGAAAUAUUGCUCGGAUUUCGAGUCCGCAAAAACACCAAACUCGGAUUCAAACUCGGUUGUUAAUCGAAAGCCGGAGGAUGUGAUUAGAGUCUUUAUGAUGAAGGAGUUCAUAGGCAGGCAAUUGCUCGAUGAUAUGAUUGUUCAUGGCACUUCUCCUACAAACAAGUGAUUAACAGGGAGUUUACUUUAGUUCAAGCCAAGAAGUGUAAGGCAGUAUUUACUCUUAUGGUUGUAGUAAGUCCUAAAUCCAGGAUAUUCUGGUUUUCUUUUACCAAUGGCUCUGUAUUAUAGUAUUCAGGGCAGUAUAAAAUCAAGAUCAAGACUUCAGAGACUGGUUUUUUCCUAUUAUUUAUAUAAGUAUAUCACGAAAUGGAGUUUAGAAAAUUA
Morus notabilis is the source of this 977-nucleotide messenger RNA. RefSeq lists its product as uncharacterized. NCBI's taxonomy places the organism in Eukaryota, Viridiplantae, Streptophyta, Magnoliopsida, Rosales, Moraceae. The record is from RefSeq and is a predicted model, not a curated record. The coding region runs from base 145 to 759 and encodes 204 amino acids. The transcript has 2 exons.